This is a messenger RNA of Rhizophagus irregularis DAOM 181602=DAOM 197198, 626 nucleotides long. RefSeq lists its product as uncharacterized. The record is from RefSeq and is a predicted model, not a curated record. Gene Ontology annotation, cellular component: nucleus. Gene Ontology annotation, molecular function: ubiquitin-like protein ligase binding; protein tag activity. NCBI's taxonomy places the organism in Eukaryota, Fungi, Glomeromycota, Glomeromycetes, Glomerales, Glomeraceae. Gene Ontology annotation, biological process: protein sumoylation.
AUGGACCAAUUAUCGCCACAAUUUAUUAAGACGGAAGCAGUUGAUCCGAUUGAUUCAUUUAUUAGUUUUCAUGUCAAGAACGUUCUGAGAACAACACCUUUUAAAAAACUCAAGGAAGUCUAUUGUAAAAGAAAUAGAUUAAAGAUUCAUGCAACAAAAUUUCUAUUUGAUGGACUCAAUGUUAUGGAUAAUGACACUCCUGAUUCUCUUGAGAUGGAAGAAGGUGAUUCAAUUCAUGUUAUAUUUGCACCUGCUAUCCGGAACGUAAUUACGAAUUCUGAUCAAUUAUUGUCCCAAUUUAUCAAGACAGAAGAACCGACUGGUUCAGCUAAUUCAUUUUUUAGUAUUAUGAUCUACUAUGAUUAUGAUUAUAAAAAUGAUUCUAUUAAACGUAAAGAGACGACUUACAUAGUUGAAAGGGCAAAACCUCUUAAAAAACUUAUGGAAUCCCAUUCUGAAAUAAAUGGACUUAGCCCUGCCACACUAAGAUUUCUAUUUGAUGGAUGCAGGAUUCAUUAUGAUGACACUCCUGAUUUUCUCGAAAUGGAAGACGACGAUAUUAUCGAUUAUGUGCCCGAGAGAAUAGUGUGUUAAUAAGUGUUCCGCUUCCACGUUCAAACCACAGC